Porites lobata is the source of this 8182-nucleotide messenger RNA. The record is from the annotation of a GenBank genome assembly. NCBI's taxonomy places the organism in Eukaryota, Metazoa, Cnidaria, Anthozoa, Scleractinia, Poritidae.
AUAGAAUGGUCUGAAGAUGACAAGCUGGAUCCUAACUCGAAAAUCCCAGCAGGAACCACCAUAGGUGUGUACUUCUCGAUAAACGAUAAACUCUGUUGUAUUAGACAAUUUUCUUGGUUGCUACGCAGUUUCAAUUUGAAAAUUAAAGCUGACAGAAAAAAAUAAACGAUCUGCGGUGUCGGACUCACUCUGAGUUCAGUUCAACGGUUAGGAAAAGGCGAUUGAAAAUUAAUAUACGUAGGUCAGGUUUGAAAUGUCCUAAAUCAUUAAUUUUUCUCAGUCCUAAAGUAAUUAGAACCGCUAACUUCCCCAACGAUAGCCUGCGUCGAGAUCCCUGAUAUACACUACACGUAUAUCACGUUUUAAAGUCUAGGUGUCGACUAGCAUGUCUGGCUGCAAUUCAGGCUACAACAAUGAGUGAUUAAUUUAUUCUUGGCAUUAUAUUAUAUGCUUAUUUAUAUGGUCUCAGCCUUUUUUUUUUUAAGAAAGUUGCUUUUUGGCGACCAAUAUUUGGAAAAAAAUUAGGGGAAAAAUUCGGUCGGAAAAAAAUGAGGGGUGGGGUUGUGUGGGGUGGGGAGGGGAGGCGGAUCAAUAAAACAGGAUACAAUGUCUUACCUUUCUUGAACAUGUUGAAUGUAUCACUGCAUUGUUUUGACAAGCAGAACUGAAGCAGUUUUGCCCUCUUCCCAAAGUAAUACUUGCUGUUGUUGUUGUUUGGUUUGGUUUGUUUGUGUAUUUUUUUUCUUUUUCGCAAAGUUGAUUGCAACACUGCCGUUCGUCUUGUCUUUUAAAUUUCCUAUGUAUACUAGCUCCUUUGGACGAUGUUGUGGCGUCUCGCUUUCCUUAUGUUUCUACGUACGUCAAUUGGUUUGCAUAAUGUUAGUCUUCCUCUUCUUUAAGUUUCUCUCUGUGUUAGUUAGGCCUAGGCCAAACGUCGAACCACUUCAGUGGAUUCCGUCAACAGUCCCAGAAGUUAGAACUGCUGUACAAAACUUCAUUAUUCUCUUCGGGGGUACGUGUAGGUGUGAACGGGUUGAUACUUGUUUCACUGUAUCACUUUUCGAGGAAUAUAGCUUGCUGUGAGCCCUGGUGGCUUCACUGCCAUCUCAGAAACUUAGUGGCAACUUAAACGGUGUAUUUUCCAUUUCUUAAUCAGGUGCCAUGAAAGUGGACAUUUUAAACGGAAAGGGUGAAUCUAUGAACAAACUGCCUGGUGACAGAAGAAGAUUGUUGGUAGAGUUAAAGGUCAUUUGGCAUGGUAAGAGAUAAAUGCUUUACAUUGUAAGGAGAAGCACAUGAUUUGUGACGGUCUCGUAGUAUGCAUUGCUGGCUGCUCGUAGCAAUAAGCUUUCAUCUUUUUUUUAAUCAAGUGUUGACAAAACGUUAGGUCUCCAUUGGCACAAAAUACCUCUCUCAAGAGUUAAGAAAUUCGUGUUUGCACUUGGUACUUGUGAGUACGAGGACGAUAUUUAAUUUUAAGUUUUCUCGCCUAUUCUCUAAAAAUAGACACCCCAGAAAGCUUCGUUGUACUCAGUUUUUUCAUGACAAAAGUUAAUCAAGUGUUGACAAAACGUUAGGUCUCCAUUUGCACAAAAUACCUCUCUCAAGAGUUAAGAAAUUCGUGUUUGCACUUGUUACUUGUGAGUACGAGGACGACAUUUAAUUUUAAGUUUUCUCGCCUAUUCUCUAAAAAUAAACACCCCGAAAAGCUUCGUUGUACUCAGUUUUUUCAUCACAAAAGUUAGCACGCUUAGUUCCGUUGAAGAAGUUAAAGCCCUCUCCCGACGGCUAACGAUAAAAUUCCUAAAAUUUGAUAACCUGUUUUCGUCACAACGACAUUCGCGCUUAAACUCGUGGUAGAAUGACGAUGACUAUCACAGUUUCCCGCCAAAUUGACUUUGGUUCACGUGUACGCUAUACUUACUAUUGGGAAAAUCUCGUUCUUGUAGUCGUCCUCAUCUUAGAAUCUAAAGCUCUGUAUUUUGAUCUUAUAAGGAUCGUUAUUGUUAUUUAUUUACGUAUUUUUUGCAGGAAGUGACAAAGAUGGAGACAAAGUAAUCACUAAUCAUGUCUGUCAACAUGGAGGAAAGAGCUGGCCAUACUGGUUCAGAAAAAUGGGUUACUGAGCUAGUCUGCUGCUAUCAGCUGUGCUAUGAGACUUAGUGGAUAAGGCUAUCCAAUGAUUAAACAACUGGGGCCAGUUGAAAACAGUGUGUGGAUUUACCUGUUCUUGCUGUUGUUUCAGAAAAUAUUACCCUGCUUGGCCCACAUACUCUUCAGCUUCAAGCGUUACUGAGUGACAGUUCAACUGCGCCAUCAGUUAAGAGUCUUCCAGUCCAUCGUAUCAAGUUUACUGUUACAGGUUUGUAAAAAAUGACCAGCCAGGGACAAUUUUAGGUUACAUUUACACUAGAUGUGACUUUUUUGGAUUCGUGACGAUUCCGAAAAAAUUUGGUUACAGAUUCACUUUGUCGUAACACGCGUAACACUGUGAAUCCGAAAUAAAAACGUCCCGAAAAUUUUGAAUCCGAAAAGUUUACAUUAUGAAAAGAAUGUUUGAUAAAUAAUUUGCAAGUUAGCUCAAGUGAUAAAAGAGUUCAAAAUUUAAGUUUGCCACAGGUGAAACCCUUUAGGUUGGUUUAUCUUUGUAUUAAUAUUGAACUCAACUCCCACAGUAGAUCCACGGGAAAGACUGUCAUGUGGAGAAAUUGAAAAACACACGCUUAAAAUGUUAAAUAACAAAUUAUUGCGGUUUGUCAAUUACUGCGGACGUUACCAUUAUAAUUCUUGUCGUUAUUAACAGCCUCGUCAGAAGUCAUAAAAUUUUCCCUGGCAUUUUCUUUUUAUUGCAAAAACCUUGAAAGGGAACAUUGUAUUUUUGAUCCACCCUGUUAAAAUAACUCGUACAUCUUUUGUUAUCUUGUUCCUUCUUUGUCAUUUCUGUUUAUUUAGAGGCUCAUCCAAACAAAUUCACUGUUGGAAUGUUGGAAACACCUCUUAGAGUUGGAGUUCCUUUCCAGGUAUAUUUUUUUUGUUUCACCCCCUUCUCCACCCCGCUUUUGACAGGAUGUAGCUCCCGUAGGGGGUAGGGGGAGUUCUUCCUAGUAAUAGGUCAAUGGGUAUUUGCCCCUGGAUUGGGUCGCAUUUGGGUAUGUGCCCCCCUAGAUAGGGUCGCGAGGAUGUAGCUCCCAUAGGGGGAGGGUACUUCCUAGAAAUAGACCAGUGGGUAUGUGCCACUGGAUGGGGUCGCAUUUCCACGAUUGGGUUGACUAUAAUUGGGAAUAAUGGUUUUGCAUUUUCAGAAGAGUUACUAGAAUUGGGUCUCAGGUUUUCGGGAUUUUGAGGGAAAAAAUCUUUAUAAGAAGGGGCUUAAAAAUGGGAAGUUGGGAUUGUGAAAAUUACAUUUGCUUAAAAGUGACUAAGAGGAGUUCAUAAUUGGCCACAGAAUGGCCAACAGUUGUGAAAGGGGUUCUAAGAGGCCAGCAACUCAUAAUAAGCAAAAUAUGAUCCAAGUACCCCUAGCAAUAUGUCACUAGAGGGUGGUAUCAAGGUUUAGCUAGUCUGAAAUGGCAAAUAUAACAUACUAUGUUUUCUUGGUGGUUAAGAUUCCACUGAAUUUGCUGGAUGAGUUUGAAAACCCUUCAAAGUUAUCAGAGCAAAAAGCACUCGUGUUAAGUGCAAGGUGAGUGUAUUUUGAUAAAUUUUUAAUGAAACAUGGAUUUGUAACCUUGGUGUUAAAGUCAAUUUUGCCUUCAACAGAAUAAAAUAACUUGUUUAUAUUGUUAGCGGACUGGAGUUGACUCACCAGGGAACAUCAGUGAAGGGAAUCAGCCUGAUCGUUAAGGGUGUGGUUGCCCUUGGUUCUGUACCAUCCCAUGCAGGAAAGGUGAGGGGAUUUUUGGAAAAAAAUCUUGGCCGAUCUGAUUUAAUUUCUCGUAAUAAAAUAGGGUACGACGAUAUCAUCAGUAGCCUUCAUGAUUCAGAAUCUCGAACUUACAUUAAAUUUAUCUGAACAGUUUUUUUUUUUGUUUGCUUGUUGUAAAAGGAGUUUAAUCUAAAGAUCGCCCUACCAGGACUUGAAGAAGGUUCACAGAGCUUGAAGAUCAGGUUACUUCGAGGUACUCUUUUGACGCCAUAUGUAGGUUGAGUUUGUCUUUGGUUCUCUCCCUUGCUCCGAGAGGUUUUUUCUCCGGGUACUCUGGUUUUUACCUCUCCUUAAAGACCUUCACUUUCAAAUUCUAAUUCGGUCUAGAACUCACGGACACGUUUCAACGAGUUCUCAAGAACUCCUAAAUGCUCCGUGGGUAAACAAAUUACAAUUUACAAUUUUCACCAGCAUGUAAAUUUUCCCUAAAAAAAUGACUCCGAGACUGUCUAAAAAGGAUGCCUUCCUUUGGGUUGAUCGGGAUCAGGAUCAGUGAUCUGGCAUCACUCGGAUCAUGCUACAUUAAAUGAAACAAAGAAUCCUUUUCCAGAGUUGAUUUGUCGGUUCCUCAAAUGUGCUAUGGUCCAAGUGAUCACUGAUCCUGAUCCGGCUCACCCCAAUCGAACAAACCCAGCCUCGUUCCCAGUCGUCCUCGGCGAUUUCGGAUGUGACGUCACCUGUCAAGCUUGUCGGGAAAAUUCGCCUAGGACGCCUGGCAAAUAAUGGCAAAUCCAAAAUGGCGGCGUCAAGCCAAGAAUGCGACUUCAGCCAAGAUUCUUGAAGAAAUGAAAAAAAGCGUCGGAAAUAGGUUGGGAUUCUUUAAUCAACGUUUGGCAUCAAAUACAUAGAGAUGUUGGAGAAAUUUCUUUCAAGGAAUCGUUCCGCGUGUACACCUGUUAUUAUCGUAGGUCAGUAAUUUCGAGUUUUAAUUGUAUCAAAAAAUGUGGAUUUAAUUCAGCGCAACAAAUCGUCCCAUCUCAGGAGUGUGUUCCAUUGCCUCUCGGGAACGAGUUAAACCAUGUUGAAGUUCGUGAAAGAUGUGUCAUCGAAUUAGUUCUGUACUCAGCAUAUUAUCUAGCGGAUGAAAAACUUGUUAAUCGAAUCGCAGCACUGCGCGCAUUGCAAUUCAAGAGAGACUUCUAGCUUAGGUGUCGUCCUAAACGAUAGUGGAUCAACUCAUAGACGCUGCUUUCGUCCAUUAAAUAUACAAAACAGAAGUCAUAAAGUGCUGUCAGCCUUUUGAAUACGCCUCAAUGUGGCAGAUACACGCUAUAGGGGCAGUUUACAACAUACUGAGUAACAUCAGGAGCGUUCAAAUAUCCUGAAACGGUAUCAGAUGUAAAACACUUUGUGUCCAUGCUUUUUAGCAUGAACAAAAUUUAAUUCUAUAUCCAAGUUAUCUUCAACCAGUGUAUCUACCCACCAUUUAAAUGAGAUGAUCGUUUGGGGACUGUUGAGACCUUUCAGCCAAGCUUUCUUUCUGAUUCUAUCAAUGUCUGAUUCUAUUGUUGUUGAUGUUGCACGACCCCAUAUCUAUGUUCCACUGUACUACUACCUUAUGUAAACUUAAUCUCAACCAAGGUAGGAUUAGCUCAGUUGGUAGAGUGCUUGACUGCAGAGUGGGAGAUCAGAAGUUCAAUUCCCGGGGUCAGACCAAUACCCAGAAUCUUAAAAUGACUGAGGAAUGAAGGUAUUACCUUUGCCCUGCUGCAAAUGAUUAGACCUUUGCGUGGCUCGGAUGCAUGACCACGUAAAAUGGCGGUAGUAGAAGUAAAAAUAGUGUCCCCAAUUAUUACUUUCAUGCUGAAUACAUUGACACUCAAAUUAAGUGCUUUCCUUUUUUUAUCUCGAACCACUUUCGCAGCAGUGGUCUUCCAGUGAGUCAUAAUUUUAAAAAGAAUAUUACAUGAGUUUUUGGUGCUAUUUUCAAAAUAGACAAUAUUAGAAUGUUCUGCAUAAACUGGGAGCUGCAAGAUACAAGUUCAAGGCACUAGGGUAUUAUAAAAGGAAAAGAGCAUAUUCAAACAGCUGAAAAUGGCAUGUAGCUGGUCCAGCCAAUGGUACCAUUAUGGCAUCAAAUUAAGUGGAAAAAGGUCUUAAGUUGGUCUUGAAGUUGUUUUCCCAACCCAUUCCCACAACAAGCUUUACAAGACAAGAAAAAGUUGUUAUCAGGCUUAAAAAAUUUCUCUCAACAAAUUUCACAAGUGUUCAGAACUAUGGCUUGUUAGGAAAUCAAUCUAAUUUCCUUAUAAAAUCAAUAAAGUUUUGUUUGAUGAAAUCUAAGAAAUUCAAUAUUAAACAUCACGGUUUCAUAUUUUUAUUUUCAUUUCAAGUUUUCUUCAGCUGAAUUACAUUUUCCUUUUGCUCCUGUAUCCUUUGCAUCCCCAGUGUCGUCUAUUACAUGCUCUCCUUUCAUCCCCUUUAAAACUUUCUGAAUAUUAUUGUAAAGGAAGGUAAAAAAAUAGACAAUAUAUAAUAAAAAACUAAACAUUUGAUGUACAAUACCUUGCUCAGAAAUUAUGCCUGUCAGGCAGGUAAAUUAAGAUUAAGUGUCAACUAUCCAAAAUUUUCCCAUCUCUAAAAUUGCAACCUCCUUCAGAGUGAUUUUACUUAACGCAUGAAACAGGAAGUAGAAUACUAAGCACUAUUAUGCACUAAUUCUAUUGUCUUCUUUUGUUUAUUUGUAGCUAUAUUUUGCACUAGUCGUUACUAAAUGUUUCAUGGGUCAAGUAAAAUCGCUCUAAGUCGCAAUCAUAUAAAGGACUGAAUGAUAGAGUCAUAUCAUUAAAAAUCAGGUAAAACUAAGACACCCGAAUAUUACAUGAGUUACUGGUGCUAUUUUCAAAAUCGACUAUGAGAAUGUUCUGCAUGAACUGGGAGCUGUAAGGUACAAGUUCCAGGUACUAGGUUAUUAUAAAAAGCAAAAAGCAUAUUCAAACAGCUGAAAUUGGCAUGUAGUGUUUUUUUUUUGGCUUUUCGCGCGAAACCGAGUAAAUGAUUCUCGUGAUUUUUUCCUACCAACGAUUCGAACAACAAAGGAAAAAUAAGCCCACUAUAGCCCUGUAACUAGGAAAUCAACGCCCAUUUUUUUCAAUGAAAAUGAAGCCUUUGAUACUAGUGUACAUAAAGUGUACAGUGAUCGUCCCAUGCCCAACUACGAAGAAACUUUUUUCUAGCUUCGUGUAGCGAACAAGACUGUAAACAUUAACUUACCAGUGUUUUUGGGAAAACAUGCCCGCCACACUUCGUUGCUAUCAGUUGAAACGGUCCAAAGAUGCUCGGAAGAGAUGUAUUAAUCUCGUGAGUCCCAAAUAGUCCGUGAUCGUCGCAGAAAACAAAGGAUUUUCGUUGAGAAAUUAUCUGGGACUUUUUCUCGUCGAUCUGGGACUUUUUUGCCAUUUUUUGCCAGGCCUCGCGCUAUCGCGCUCGGUUCCAAGCCUCCUCUGGUCACUCGGAUAGCGCGAACAGGCCUGGGUACGAGGCUGGAACAAACCUUAAAAUGCAACUUAGCUGUAGGGUUUUAAUGCUAUUAAAUCAUAUUUAAUGUAGUUGACGACUAGGAGCUAUGGUGUCUAGUGUUUUUGGCGUUUUUGGUGGCGUGUUGGCUGUCUGUAGCGCUGUGGCGUGAAGAUGUUUGCGUUUGUAGUGUUAACCAUUGUUCGUGAGCGUGGCGGCUGAUUCCUGUCCAGCGGUAUGUUGUUUUGGCGCAUGCGCAGGCCAUGUGCCUACGUUUAGCGUGGCGUGGCGUUCUAGUAGCAUAGCGUUUCUCUUCCCUCCCUCCGCUUUCUUGGUUUAGGGUCUCGCCCUCCGUCCUGGGUUUUUUUUCUUCGUUUCGGAGGUUUGUUCAUUUUACUUCCACUGGGCUUCUGGCCUCAGUGUGACGGGUGCCAUAGUGGGGGGCUGGGCGCGGGGGGCUCGUGGCUGGGUUGCGGGUUGGUAGGCCUGUGGGUGUUCUUCAUCCUUGGGGUGUGAGCGGUUACAGCCCCCUGGCCCAAGUUAAGGGCACCCAACCUCCACUUGUGACGCGAGCGUUGACUGAGACGUGCACGCCCCCUUCUCACUCCAAUUUUUGACGCUCUUUAGCCUGUUUCUGUUUACUGAAUCACGUUUUAUGCUGCAGGGCCACCAGAUUCCCUUGCGGUCACACCAAAUGACAGUGAGGUUACCAUUGAAAACAACAGUGCCCUGCAGCUACAAGUGCAGGUCCAGGGCAAAGCAGGAAAGCUAACAGUUCAACCAAGGCUUAAUGUUGUUUGU